AUGUCUUCCCGAUUCCCUCCAUCGUCUGGGUUUAAUUCCCGCGACCGCUCUCCUCAACGCUUUGGAGAUCGUCGUCCACCAGCAGGUCCCCGCGGCCCCGACGACAGCAGUCCUUCAUUUGGUAGGGAACCUCCACGUGGCCCUCGUGCUCUGGUCGACUCUCCUCGAGGAGGGUUUGGUGGCCGCGGCCGAGGCUACGGCCGUGGUGAAUUUAGAGAUCGAGACCGAGACAUUCGAGAUCGUGAUCGCGAAUUUAGAGAUGCCCGCGAUGGGCCGCCAUUCCGCCGCGACAUGGAUCGCGACUGGAAUCGCCGGGACCGAGAUUUUGACCCUAGGGAUGCACGAAUUAGUUUUGGCCGAGGCCGCUCAAGGUCACCCGCACGCGACUUCCGCGACAUGAGAGAGCCGCUCGGCCGAGAUUUUGACCCGGUCCGCAUGCGACGUAAUUCUCGUGACAGCAUAUUGUCGGCUUCUUCUGGAGGCCCUGAUGGUCCACCUCUUAAUACGGGUCACCCUCGUGGCGGUGGGAUGCGUGGCCGUGGACGUGGAGAUUGGGAAGGAGGUCGAGGCCGAGGCCGUCCCACAUACUUCGAUGACCGUGAGUCGUUUCGGCGUCGGAGUCGGUCUCGCGAUGGCUGGCGGGAUCGGGGGCGGGAUCGUUUGGAUCGCUUGCCAGAUCGCAUACAAGAUCGCAUGCAAGAUCGCAUGUUAGAUCGUUUGCCAGAUCGUUUGCCAGAUCGUUUGCCAGAUCGUUUGCCAGAUCGUUUGCCAGAUCGUUUGCCAGAUCGCAUGCAGGAUCGCGUACAAGAUCGCCUUCAGGAGCGUCUAGAUCGCGUAGAACGGCUUCCAGAACGACUGCCAGAAAGACUUCCAGAACGACUACCAGAGCGACUCUCAGAGCGACUCCCAGAACGACUUCCAGAACGACUGCCAGAACGCUUGCCGGAUCGGGAAAGAGACCGUGAUGUUGACCGAGAUCGCCUCCCAGAUCGUGAUCGACUAGUAGAUCGAGACCGUGAUCCCCGCGAGAGGGAACGUGAUCGUGAUUUCGACCGACGUGAUCGAUUUGAUAGACGAGAAGAUUGGGAUCAAAGGCGGCCUGGUCGAGAGGACCGUGAGCGUCCUAGUGACAUCUGGAAGCGAGACCGACCCGCGAGCCGAGCAGAAAAUCGCAUUCCUUUGGGACCACCCCAAUCGUCAAUUCCGCGUGCCACCCCUCCCAUGGGCCCUCCCAUGCCUGAUCGCUUACCAGACCAAGCCCCUCCCGAACUGAUCAGAAAGGCAUCGAUAAUAUCGAGCAUCUCAAAUUUCGAAACUCGACGUAAUAGCGAACGCUCAGAGCCUACCACUCUCCUUUCUGAACCCUCCAAGGAUGCAGAAUCCACCGUUCAAAAUUCACCCCCUCCACCUGGUCCUCAGGUUCCUGCUUUUGGUUCGGUUCCUGCUCCCACAGCAAAUUCUCCAUCUGAUAAAGGCGCUUCCGAGGGGCGCCCUUCUAUUGAUUUGUCUCUUUCUACUGAUAAGGAUCAACACGAAGAGCCCUCGAUUCAGCCGGGAGCUACUGGGCCCAAGUCAGAGGGAGUUGAACAGUCACAAUCUUCAAAAUUUCAUAGCCGUUUCGAGGUGCAUGACGCCCAAGAUGGACAUAUUCAUCCUUCAAGAGCCCUUAUCCAAGCAGAUCGUUCUCCGCCAACUGCUCCAGCUGCAAUGAUCAAGCGCCACUCGGUCUCAUCUGCCAUUGGGGGCCCUAUUCCCGAAAAACUAAGGUCACGCAAUCCCUCUCUCCCCAGUUCUCAAAUAUCUCCACCUGCCCCUCGCGCUAUCUCGCGUGACCCAUCUAUAUCUCCCCAAAUUCAACACUCAAAUAUUCCUACUGGCCCACGAGCAUUACAGCAACGACCCGGCUCAUCACCCCGUGGCCUGAAGAAAGUCAUUAAGACAUGGCCUCGCUCUAACUACGGACGUGCUUCCUCUCUAACUGGUUCUCCGCCAAAGAAGGAAGUCGAUGAUCACAGAGAAUCCCCUCCCCCUGCAGCUCCACCCGCAAAAGAAAUACAACACGAAACUCAACGUGCAUCACUGGAGACUGUCGAUGAGACCAUCAAAGCCAACCAUACGGAGAAGGAUGUUAGCAUGGCCUCCGCACUAGGUAUCACACGCUCAACGCUUGAAAAUCCUAAUUCUGCAGAUGAAACUUCGGGCUCGCCAUCUAGGAGGCUCCCUAUUGGUAGUAGUCCUCCUCCUAUCCCUGCCAUUGAAUUCACCCCUUUCAAAGAACUUCAACCAAAUGGCAAAGAGCAAGAUUCUGCUCCAAUUCCUGAUUUCGGACAAAUGAGUGACGAAGACGAAGAGGAGGAGCAUGUGGUUUUCAAUGGAGAAUACAUGGACGAACGCAAGCGAAUCUUUGAGAAAGAUAUUCAACAGCUUCGUGCAGAGAUGCCCCCACCCCCCUUGGAAGACCCUACUAUUCUGUCUCUAUUGAUGAGAAUUCAACUGCUUGGAAUAAUCGCAAACGAAAAGAAUUUCGAACCAGUACCGGAGCAAAUUGCGUCGGCGGAAAAAGACGAAAGCAUCAAUCAGGGCAAUGACCCUGUUGUCACGUUUGCACCGACAGUCAUUGAUGAAGACAUCGUCGAUUCUGCUGAGUCUGCUGAAUCUGUUUCGCAGGAGGUCGAUCAAGCAGCAGUUUCACCUAUUGCAGUCCUUCCUGAAAUUACCAUCGAUAGAUUGCCUUUCUUGAACUCUGGGCCUCUUACACCCCUUUCUGAUAUGGAUGUUUGUCAUGAAACCAACUCCACUCAUGACAUGAAGUACUUAUUUCUCGGAGAGCUUUCUAAGAGACGAAAGGAAGUUGCAAAGAAGAAUGCGAUACUCAGGGAGAAGUACAUGGCAAUCUAUAAACCCUGGCGAUUUGCCAUCUGGGAAAUGGAUCAGCAAAAAGCCCAAGCUCGCAUGACCCCGGGUCCUGCAUCACCUCCUCCUUCCAUUACCCCAGUAACUCCAGCACCGCUUCCCGAAGGACGCGAGGGCCGCCGUUACAAGGGUAAUAGUCAGCUUGACUUGGAAAAUGCGCUCAAGGCAUCUCAGAUCACUGCGCAACAGGAGCUUGAACGCAGGCGCAUGCAAGAGGCAACUGUUUAUCCUGACUUAUCUCGAGAAGCAAUUAUUCCCGAUAUGGUGGAGCCGGACGUGGCGAAGGCUAGUAUUUUCAAAGACGUGAACAACGUUGUUGAUGCCAACAACGCAAUGGCGGUCUUUGGUUUCAAGCCAUUACCUACCGACUUUACUGAAGAGGAGCACAAGAUCUUUACCAAUGCUUUCAUGAUGGAUCCGAAGAAGUGGGGCAAGAUUGCUGAAUCUUUACCUGGCCGGAAUUUCCAGCAAUGCAUUCUUCAUUACUAUCUCACCAAAGAAGACAUCAAGUACAAGGCGAAGGUCAACAAGAAAGCAGGCGGUAAAAGGAGAGCUAAGUCUAACAAGUCGAAUAAGUCUAACGCUCUGAUUGCUCCUCUGGGCGAGGUUAAGCCAGAAUUCCAAGGCGAGGAUGAGCCUGCACCAGUUACUGACACUGGACGCCCACGUCGCGCUGCCGCGCCCACCUUUGGGCCGACUUUUGGCGAAUCAACAACCGAAAGUGACAAUAUGAGCAGUAGUCGCCGGACCAAGGACAACGAAGUUGUUGAGAGACCUACGGGCCUUAAACGUGGUGGUGGGAGAGGUGGUGGUACUCGUGGCAAAGGAAAAACCAAGGCCACCCAACCAGAUCAUAAAGCCCAGGGACCACAACCGCAGCCUAACUCUUCACUUCCACCAUUUUCUAAGACGGACCUGAACUUAGAUGGUGUAGAUACAAGUCUUCUUCCGCCUGCUAAAGAAUUACUUGAAAAGGACGUUCCAACUCCGCGCUCAAGGGCUGGACGUGGACGCAAAGAGGGGAUUUAUGUGUUCGAUACGACAGAGGCCGAAAUUUCCAUGACACCAAAGCAAGCAGAGUCUGGGUACGGGUCUUUACAGCCGACCAGUUAUUGGUCUGUACCGGAACAGCGUGAUUUCCCUCGCUUGCUUGCACACUUCGGACGUGACUUUGAAGGAAUCUCCAAUUUUAUGAAAACGAAGACAACGGUUAUGGUGAAAAACUACUACCAGAGAGGUCUUGAAGCAAAGAAAGACUUUGAAGAGGUGGUUUCAGUCGCUGAGGAUAAGAAAACGCGUGGUGAACCAACAGAUCCCCUUCCUAUGCUUAGUGUUGCCCCUAAACGACGUUACGAAGCGACUCCAUCAGCUAUCGUUCCCCGUACGCUUGCUCCCCACGGUGAUUUGAUGAUCGAGGCGGAAGAGCCACGGUUUUCUUCCCAAGGCCCUCAGCCAGUUUCUCUUCCCGGUCGUACACUGUCCGAUGGCGAACGUGGUAACCGCUACCCGCCGCUGUCUGUGGCAUCUUCUGCUAUGUCUGCAGCCGGCUCAGUCUCGUCCACGACAGUGACAGCCGCUCUCGAUGAUGAAUUGCGUCGGUCUGGAAUGCACCCACCUGGAGGCGCAGGCGCAUCUCGCAUGCCAGGUCCUCGUCUUGGAUACUUCACCAAUGAUGAUCGCCGGGAGUCUGUGAUGUUGCCGCAUUCAAAUCGUGUGCAAGAUAUGCAAAUUCCCUCUCGGCACACCCCUGCGGCUGAUUUAGCCCGUAUGGAUUCCCUAUCUACGGCUUCGUACAUCUCUGGACAGCCCUCUAUUCCGCCAGGUCAUUCACGCCAUCCUAGUCUUACUCAAGUACCUGGCUCCCCUUCACAGUUACUGAGGUCAGAUGAGAGAGCUUCUAUGCACUGGGAUGCUCCAGGACGAGCAUUCUAUCGUCAGCUUCAACCCGUCGGUAUUUCGUCCCAAUCACCUCGACCUGUCUUAUCUCCUGUGAAGGAUAACACAGGACCAAGUACGACCCCAGGCCCCGAGUCGACUCCUCGCCAAGUGCCGGCUAAACGCUCUAACAUUAUGAGCAUUCUAAAUGACGAGCCUGAGGAGCCUCAGCCUCGAAAGCGCUUUGCUAACGAGCCACCGUCUGGUCCCAUGUCUACACCUCAAUCACGGUCCGGCUAUACCAAUUAUGCGCCACCAUCGGAGGAGGAAAAGAAAAGACGCAGCGGCUAUUACGCAGACCCUAAUGUUGUACCCCGAAAAGACGGACGCCCACACCGAACCCAGACGACAUCUGAAGCCGAAUUACAGCUUUACCUUUCCGGUAGAUUGAAUGGGGCGAGCAAUGACUGGAUGGCUCGAUUUGACCCGCGUGCACAGCAAACUGCCUCUCAACAACAGUUGCAGCCUCCAGAACGGUCAUCACAACAGAGUGCACACUCGCCUGGAUCGGUGGCAUCACGGAGCCCCUUCUCGCACUACGCUUCUGCCCCGUCACAGCAGGCUGCUGCUUUGGGCAAUCAUUCUGCCCCACCAUCCGCAGCAGCAACCCCUCCACCAUCUGCUUCACAGCGCCUUUCAUAUUCCAGCGUCUUCAACCAAGCGCCUGAAAGCCAGGCACAUUCACUUUCAGGCUCUCGUGACAUGACACCUCAACCCUCGGCGUAUCGACCUGGUUCCCCGACUGCACGGACAAGCAGUGUUUUAUCACGACCAGAGCCCACCUCAACCCAGUCAUCAUCCAGCAUCUAUAGUUUGAAAUCUCACCAUCCUAGUUCUCAGAGCUAUCAGCAACACGUCCAGACCCUUGUUAACGGCUCGCAUCACUCGAGCCGAUCCACUCCCGUGAGCAUUUCCGGCCCCGUGAUGCUGCCAGGUGUUCCCUCCCAAUACGGACACAACACACCCCUCCCCCAGACCCAGAGUGGUAGAUCUAUGCCUUCGCUGGCGACGCUCGGGCGCUCUUACACACCGCCGGCCUCCAUGCACCCCGGAGCCAUGGCUUACGCACCUCCAUCGACAUCCCACCAUCAACGACCUCCAGGGCCAGGUUCACUGGCUGAUCCUGGCUCCACACGGGGACAUCACCGUGUUUACAGUCAAGGCUCAGUGCAAGGGGGGUUGCCGGGUCCAUUGAACCCAUCUUCUCAACCACCCCGACAGUGA
This is a messenger RNA of Penicillium taxi, 6072 nucleotides long. Its product is annotated as MYB DNA-binding domain protein. Bases 1 to 6072 code for a protein of 2023 amino acids. Lineage: Eukaryota; Fungi; Ascomycota; Eurotiomycetes; Eurotiales; Aspergillaceae. The transcript has 2 exons. Gene Ontology annotation, biological process: regulation of transcription by RNA polymerase II. The record is from RefSeq and is a predicted model, not a curated record. Gene Ontology annotation, cellular component: Set3 complex.